Messenger RNA from Electrophorus electricus (electric eel), 2850 nucleotides. RefSeq names its product lin-7 homolog A (C. elegans) (gene lin7a). The record is from RefSeq and is a predicted model, not a curated record. Lineage: Eukaryota; Metazoa; Chordata; Actinopteri; Gymnotiformes; Gymnotidae. Gene Ontology annotation, molecular function: protein binding.
UGCCUUUGAAGCUUUUUUUUUUUUUUUUGGUCCGUUCACCCUUUAUUCACCGAUUUACUGAUGCUCCCGAUUUAGAUUUAGAUUUAACGCGGCAGGGCUAAGCUCUGGGCAGGCUGGAGCGCCGGCAAAACCGGAGAGAUCUUCCUCGCUCGCUUUGCAACCACUCCCGCCGCGCGGCUCGCCGCGCGCACACUCCCGCUCGCUCGCGCAGCCCGUGCAGCCUCCCCGGUGCUGCAGCUUCAGAAAGCCGCACGCUCUCCAGCAGCAGCAGCAGCAGCAGUCAUGGCGACAGUCGUCCAGCCGCUUACCCUGGACCGAGAUGUGGCAAGAGCGAUUGAGCUCCUGGAGAAGUUACAGGAGUCUGGUGAUGUUCCUGGUCACAAGCUUCAGUCUCUGAAGAAGGUUCUGCAGAGUGAGUUCUGCACCGCCAUUAGGGAGGUGUACCAGUAUAUGCAUGAGACAAUAACCGUCAACGGCUGUCCAGAGUACCAAGCUCGUGCCACAGCAAAGGCCACAGUGGCAGCUUUUGCAGCCAGUGAAGGUCACUCCCACCCCCGAGUGGUCGAGUUGCCCAAGACUGAUGAGGGGCUGGGCUUCAACGUGAUGGGUGGGAAAGAGCAGAACUCUCCAAUCUACAUCUCCCGCAUCAUCCCUGGGGGCGUGGCCGAGAGGCACGGAGGCCUGAAGAGAGGGGACCAGCUCCUGUCUGUCAACGGAGUGAGCGUGGAGGGCGAGCACCACGAGAAGGCCGUGGAGCUGCUGAAAGCCGCCAAGGACAGCGUGAAGCUGGUGGUGCGCUACACCCCGAAGGUCCUGGAGGAGAUGGAGGCCCGCUUCGAGAAGCUACGCACCGCCCGUCGCCGCCAGCAACAGCAGCUCCUGCUACAACAGCAGCAGAACCUCGGCGCGCAGCAGAACCACACGUCGUAGGACGUUCCAGAAGAUGACAAAAGUGAAGGAUGUGAAUUGAACUCUGCUGCAGCUUUGGAGCUCCUCAGUCUACAGCGAUCCAGUCAGUGGGUCUGAAAUGAAAGCGGCACUGGUUUCUGGUGAAGACCACCUCGCGUUCAGCGUACUACCUACAUCUUCACCAGGUCACAGCCCUUAUGAUCUGUGUCCUGAAAGCAUAUACAUUCUGCUCGAAAACGUAUAUGGUUACAGAAAAGACAGACCACUGCGUAGCUUGAUGGUUUAUGUGUUGAUUUAGUCGUCCUCCUCGACCAGUUGCAAGUUGUGACCGUCUGUCCAAAAAAGAAAAAUUCCCUCUUGUAGUCUGUGAUAACAUUAACUUGUGUUUCUAACGCUGACACUUUUUUUUUUUGCUGUUAUGUUUAUUUGUUGCCACAGCUGUGUACAAUAACCUCUUAACGGAUUCUUCUGGUGCUUUUGUCUGUGAGGAAGAAAAUUGCUUUUUGUGUCAAACAUGUCCUUGAGUGGAUAAAACUGAGGUAUUUUAUACCAUAUUGUAGCAAGGAGUAUUUUGUAUAAAAAGGUAGAUUUAGCAAUAACACACUUAAGUGGGUUUUACAUGCAUUACUAUAAGAUUUUGGGUAAACCUAAAUUUAAAACAAAUCUGUGAAAGUGUAUGACGGUAGCGCUGUGGCCCUUUAAAGGACAGGCUAGCAUGUCCAAGGCCGACAUGGUCAACACGACAUGGAGUCUAGCGGCGCUAUAAGGCCAGCAGUUCUGAUAACUACUGGUCUUUCAGCUCUUCUAGCCGCCAUUCUUCUGUAGCAAUGGUAACGCCUUCGCCCAGCCCUGCCCUCUCGGUUAUAUGCGUCAUUAUUGGACAGAAUGCUUGUACUCAGUGCUAAUCAGUGAUAGUUUAUGCGACCCUCAGACAGUAGUUGGCAACUGGUGUGACUACUGCAUUUAUGAAGUUGUUGACUGAUACAGUUUUUAAAGUUGCUGCCACACAGUUCUGAAGGAAUUUCACAGUUGCAGGGUAACUGAAACGUAAGUACGAGAUGCUCUAUUUAUGUUAGGACACAAUUUACUGUUAAUAUACAGCCAAUUAUGAAAAAUUCCUAUAUUAUGUAUUUCAAGACAAAAAGAAUGUCAAACAGAUUUAUAUAUUAUGUAGAGGCGGUGGUUUGGGGGAUCAUAACAUAGUAUUUUGUUAUUUUUAAAUUGUUAUAUUUUCUAAUUGUAAUCACAGAGUUUUAAACAGGCUAUUAAUUAUGAUCUUACUAUACUGAAUUUUACCAUAUAUACUGCAAUUAAUAACCAUCUCAUUUGCUCAGAACACCUUCAAGAUCUGUACUCUUUUCUAUACCCUGUCCACUUUUGACAAUCAUUGUGAAAUUAGCAUAUAUGUAAAUGAUACCAGUCCCCUCCCCACCCCACCCCCAAACCAUAAGAGUGACACACAGCCUACCAUGACAGUGAGCCUGGUUCAUCUAACCAGUCAUACAACAACGAGCCACAGAACAGUAGGCUGAACUGCAGAUGACGAGCAGUAGUCAGUAGUGGUGUUGUAUCUGUAUAACUGCUUUUUCCUUUGUUUGGUUUCCUGGUCAGAUCCUGGAUAAGUAUUUAUUAUAGCUUCUUUGCUUGUGAACGAUUAUGAAAGAGCUAACAGAGUAAGUAUUAGGUGCAAACGUAGUAUUUAGUUCAGCAGGUGAUUGUGUGAAGGUGUUUUUUGUCGCUCAGUCUGCUGUAUGAACUGUUCAUCCACUGACUUUUCUCCCUUUUUGUAUUUUUACCUAAAAACUUUUUCUUAUUGAUGACUUGCAUUUUCAAGGCUGGUAAUAUUGUACCUGUCUGUACAGAGACAAAAAUAAUACCAGGUGAUAUGCAAUUGUUAUAAAUAUAUUUGUAUAAAUAAAAUAUAUAUGUCCGUGUGUACAA